AGGAAGAGGCAGAACCGAAACAAAACAGAUCAUGGGGAGGGAGGUAGCAGAGAGCUGCUUCGAUGGCUUGAUCAUCGAGAUGGUGUCGGCGUACGGCCGGAGGUUCUACGCCACUAAACCGGACCUCGCCUCCCGCCGGAUCGAGGCGAUCGGCUUUCAGGUCGGCCACCAGCUCAUCGAGAGGUAUACUGUGGAACGUCCUCGUUUUAGUGAUCAUCUUGAGGCAAUCAAGUUUAUAUGCAAAGAAUUCUGGUCAGAACUGUUCAAGAAGCAGAUUGAUAAUUUGAAGACCAAUCACAGGGGCACCUUUGUUCUGCAAGACAAUAAGUUCCGUUGGUUUACUCGUGUAUUGAUUGAUCCUUCAUCAGAAGACAAUGAAGCAUCUCAGGGCUCUUCAUCUGAAGCCACAAGCAUGCUUCUACACUUCCCAUGUGGAAUUAUAAGGGGAGCCUUGUCCAAUGUGGGAAUUUCCUGUGCUGUUUCUGCCGACGCAUCAAAUCUCCCCUCAUGUUCGUUCAUGGUACGCAUAAAAGUCUAGAGAACUCAUCAAGGGCAUCAGAUGCUAAUGUCACCGUUUUGAUUCUCAAGGAGUUGCUUGCUACAUUUUCCUCUUCUUCGUUUUUUUUAAAGUGAACUAACAAAAAUCGUCUUAUUAUCUAUUUCUUGCAACUACACUGCUACUUCUCGAGAACAUAUUCGUUUAUUUUCCUAGUCUAUUGAUUUUGUCUGAAACAGCUGAGGUGAUCACAUUCCUGAGCAUCUCUGCUGGCAGAAUUUGACUUAAAUCUAUCUGGUCAAGGUUGCUACGUGGAAUGUUGUUUGUUUUUUUAAAAGAAAGUUUAGAUGAUUAAAUUAAUACUAAUUCUUGUUUAAAUAUGUUGAAUCAAGGAAAAACGGCUCAAAACUUCCAAGUAAUAAACUAUUCUUUCUCCUUA
This is a messenger RNA of Zingiber officinale, 935 nucleotides long. RefSeq names its product trafficking protein particle complex subunit 6b-like. NCBI's taxonomy places the organism in Eukaryota, Viridiplantae, Streptophyta, Magnoliopsida, Zingiberales, Zingiberaceae. Gene Ontology annotation, biological process: regulation of GTPase activity; endoplasmic reticulum to Golgi vesicle-mediated transport. Gene Ontology annotation, cellular component: trans-Golgi network; TRAPP complex; cis-Golgi network. The transcript has 4 exons. Bases 32 to 538 code for a protein of 168 amino acids. The record is from RefSeq and is a predicted model, not a curated record.